GCCUGGUCAGCGCCCCGUGAUGUCACGGGCUGUGUGGCAUGGCUAUGUGUGAGUCGGGCUCGCCGGGUAUCGUGCAUUAGGACUGGGAGAGGCCGAGCAGUCAUCCCGGGUCACACUGUGAGCAGCAUGGCAGCUACCAACAGACUUGUCCUGGGACCUCUGGUGGGGGCCAUUGAUCAGGGCACUGGAUCAACCCGCUUUUUGGUGUUCAAUGCAAAAACAGCUGAACUACUAAGUCAUCAUCAAGUGGAAAUAAAACAGAAGUUUCCAAGAGAAGGGUGGGUGGAGCAAGAUCCAAAGGAGAUUUUACAGUCUGUUUAUGAAUGUGUAGAAAAAACCUGUGAGCAGUUAACCCAGCUGAGCAUAGAUAUCACUAAUAUCAAAGCUAUUGGAGUAAGUAACCAGAGAGAGACAACAGUUGUGUGGGAUAAGACCACUGGAGAACCUUUAUAUAAUGCAAUAGUUUGGCUUGACUUAAGAACCCAGUCAACUGUUGAACGGCUACUGAAAAAAAUUCCAGGAAAAAACAAGAAUGUCUUUAAGGGGCGAACUGGUCUGCCAUUGAGUACUUAUUUUAGUGCAGUGAAGCUACGAUGGCUGCUGGACAAUGUAGAAGAAAUCAGGCAUGCAGUGGCAGAAGGCAGAGCCAUGUUUGGUACCGUGGAUUCCUGGAUCAUUUGGAGCUUGACUGGAGGGAAGAAUGGGGGUGUACACUGUACCGAUGUGACCAAUGCCAGCAGAACCAUGCUGUUCAACAUCAAUACCCUGGAAUGGGAUGUAGAGCUCUGCCAGUUUUUUGACAUACCCAUGAGCUUGCUGCCUAAAGUAAGAAGUUCUUCUGAAAUCUACGGACUUAUGAAAAUCUGUCCUAGCCUGAAGUCUGGAGCACUGACCGGAGUUCCGAUAUCAGGGUGUUUGGGGGAUCAGUCAGCUGCAUUAGUUGGACAAAUGUGUUUCAAAGAUGGACAAGCAAAAAAUACGUACGGUACAGGUUGUUUCUUACUGUGCAAUACUGGCCCUAAGCCCGUUGUAUCAGACCAUGGGCUGUUGACCACAGUGGCUUACCAGCUUGGAAGAGAUAAGCCUGCCUGCUAUGCACUUGAGGGGUCAGUUGCAAUAGCUGGAGCAGUUGUGCGCUGGUUACGAGAUAACCUUGGCAUCGUUAAAACAACUGAAGAAGUAGAAAAACUUGCUGCUGAAGCCGGAACAUCAUAUGGCUGCUAUUUUGUUCCCGCAUUUUCAGGCCUAUAUGCACCAUAUUGGGAGCCAAGUGCCAGGGGAAUCAUCUGUGGUCUGACACAGUUUACAAAUAAGAAUCACAUAGCAUUUGCUGCUCUUGAAGCUGUCUGUUUCCAGACCAGAGAGAUUUUAGAUGCAAUGAACAAAGACUGUGGAAUUCCUCUGAGCCAGCUGCAAGUUGAUGGGGGCAUGACUAACAAUAAGAUCCUCAUGCAGUUACAGGCUGAUAUCCUGUGCAUCCCAGUGGUGAAGCCUUCGAUGCCUGAAACAACUGCAUUAGGAGCAGCCAUGGCUGCUGGGGCAGCAGAAGGAGUGGGUGUCUGGAGUCUCAGACCUGGAGACUUGACAGCAGUGACUUGUGAACGAUUUGAACCACAGAUUAAUCCUGAAGAAAGUGAAUUCCGAUAUGCUCGCUGGAAAAAAGCAGUGAUGAAAUCAAUGGGUUGGGAAAGUUCGGAGGCUUCAACCAAUGGAAAUGGUGACUCUAGUAUCUUCUCUAGUCUGCCUCUGGGCUUUUAUAUAGUGAGUAGCAUGGUAAUGUUAAUCGGAGCAAAGUACAUCACAGGACUUGAAAAAUGAAAUAAUUUCUGCACAGUUUCUCUGGUAAUCUUGGAUUCCUCAGUUGCCAACAAGACCAUUUUAGUUAGAAAAAAAUACUUGCUAAUUAUAUAUGAAGUUUUCACGCACAAUUUUUUUUUUUUUAUCUAGUCCACCUUCUGCUACUGUUGUUUUUGCUUUUAGCAGCAUACCUCACCUAAAGCCAAUUCACUACUGUACAUGAGGUAAUCUGCUGAAGACGGUUAAACAUUACAAAUAAUAAUAUUGAUGAUGAAGGAAAUUCUGACCUCAUUGGUCACUUAGAGGGGACUUGGGGGCCUAUUUGCACUUGGAGAUUCUAAUCAUUUGAAGUAUUAAUAUGACGCAAAGCUGAUACGGAAUCGUGUAGAGAUAUUUUUGAUGAAACUAUCAUUUUUGGAACUUAAGUUUAACAAACGUGUAUCUGGCGCAGACAAUUCUAUUCGCUUCAACUUGAUGUUUUCUUUGAAAACAUAUGUGCCUUUUACUUUCCAAAGGUUGUUUAUAUGAACGAUUCUUUUCCUAUUUUAUUGUCCUGUAGCUAAUAAUCUGGGUAAAGAUCCAUAAUGAAUUACUGGUACCAUGUAUCACUAAGGGGGAAUACAAUUCUUAUACAGGCCAAUCAUUGUUUGAGGGAAUAUGUAAAGAAAUAGUUUAACAACGUAGAACAUUUAAUAUUUAGAAUUUUCUUUUAUUUAAAUUUUUUCCUUUGUAUGUGGAAAGUUUGAAAUUGAGUAAUUUGGUGUAAAGUAGUUAUUUCAAACCUGUAUCUUAUGUCUGAAAUGUUCUGUACAUAAUAUACUCUCUUUGGACACAUGGGACUUGCCACCAUCAGUCUUAGACUCUGUACACGCUGUCACAGUGUUCUUCUUCUACAGCAGGGUUUUGGUGUUUUUGAUGGAAAGAAUAGUAUAAUCUGCAGAGCCAGAAACCUGAUGGAUCGUAACUUAUAUCUUUGGGAUUCAUUACGUUUCGUAUCAUCCAUUUGAAAACCGAUCCGGCUUACUAGUCAUGGCUAUAUUUAUGAUAUAUGCUAUGUGGGUACUGUGCAAAUCCAGUUGAAUCACUGCCAUUUUUAGACUUCAUAAAGAAAACCAAUAGAGGGACGCUAUCCUGGUAAUGUUUAUUUUCAUUUCAAGGCUUUACUACAGUAAGUUAGUGACCAUGGUGUAACUUUGUCGCUUAGGCAAUAAAAAGUAGAACUCAUCUAAUUCAGGCUGUCUCCAGCCAGUAAGCCAUAAAAUGUAGAAAUCUGCAACUAUGUAAAACAAUGAAAUGCUUUUGAUAUGUCAUUGACUUUGGAACUAUUGAAAUAAAUGUAAUAUCUUGGAUGUCCCUUAGAAAUGUAUAGAAAUGUGAAGUCACAUUUUAUGGAAUUCUAAUUGAUGUUUUCUACACUAAAUAUUGACAUGGUUUUGUUCCAGUUUCCCUUAUGUUAAACUGCAUUUACAGGAAUGUAGAAAAAAUCAACAGUUGUCUCUGUAUUUCCUAAAAAUGGCUGUGGGCUAAACUAUGCAUUGUAUAUUGUACACAUCAGAUUUUAAAUACUAAAAAGAUCCUGUUGACAACAAUGUCCUUUCCUUUCUGCCCAGAAAGAAACUGCUGCUUAUUAUGUAUUGUAAUCUGAUGCCAAUAAAUGCUGUUUUAGG
Molecule: messenger RNA, 3464 nt
Organism: Hyla sarda
Lineage: Eukaryota; Metazoa; Chordata; Amphibia; Anura; Hylidae
Gene: GK
Product: glycerol kinase
Exons: 21
Coding region: 127-1818 (563 amino acids)
Biological process (GO): triglyceride metabolic process; glycerol metabolic process; glycerol-3-phosphate biosynthetic process
Cellular component (GO): mitochondrion
Molecular function (GO): glycerol kinase activity
Source: RefSeq, a predicted model, not a curated record